Messenger RNA from Linum tenue, 4027 nucleotides. The record is from the annotation of a GenBank genome assembly. NCBI's taxonomy places the organism in Eukaryota, Viridiplantae, Streptophyta, Magnoliopsida, Malpighiales, Linaceae.
UCAUAGGAUAAUGCAAGCCCGAAAUUCCAAAUCCCGACAGAAGCUCCCUUCUGGCCCGGGACAGAGGGAAGAUUCAGACAAAUUCUUGGAAAAAAGACAAAGACGCUCGUUUACUAGGAUUCCAUAAAUAUUCCGAUUGAAAAAAUGGCAGGAUACUCAAAGCUCAAGCACGAGCCCCAAACUUCUUUCCCACCGAGAAGAUUUUCUUCCUUGUCUGUCGCUUCUUUCUUUCUUCUUCUAAAUUGGGAUUCUAUUCAUGGUGUGCAUCGUCUAUGGGUUCUGAAAGGAAGAAAAAGACUGCCGUGAACCCAGAAAGAGAAUCCCAUUUUGUUGCGCGACGUCAAUCCGGCGGCCGAACUUCCAGCGAAGACAGAGAACUGCUCCUUCCAAGUUUGCCGGUGGGUCAAUUUCACCGGAAAGAUCAGAUUUUUGAGCAGAAUCCAAUGGAAAAGCUAGAAGGAACCUGCUCCGACAAGGAAGGCAGGCAAGAUUAUACACGAGAUGGGACUUUGAGCCUCCGUGGGAAGCCUGUGUUGAGAUCAAGGACCGGGGGGUGGAAAGCUUGUUCCUUUUUUCUUGGGUAUGAAGUAUUUGAGAGGAUGGCGUUUUAUGGGAUAGCAUCAAAUUUGGUGAUCUAUUUAUCAGUGAAGCUUCAUGAAGGCACAGUGAAGUCUUCCAACAAUGUCACCACCUGGACUGGCUCUGUGUGGAUGUUCCCCAUUCUCGGAGGUUACAUCGCGGAUGCUCACUUGGGUCGAUACUGGACCUUUGUCAUUGCAGCAGCCCUCUACCUUCUGGGAAUGUCCCUCUUAACCUUGGUAGUUUCAGUGCCUGGACUCAGACCCCCGUCCUGUGGGAAUGGAAUCAGCGAAACACAAUGUGAACAAAGCGUCUCGAGUUUCCAAAAGGGGAUUUUCUAUUUCGCAUUGUACACGGUUGCACUUGGAGCUGGUGGAACAAAGCCAAAUAUAUCCACAAUGGGUGCAGACCAGUUUGAUGAUUCUGAUCCCAAGGAAAGGCAUUACAAGAUAUCAUUCUUUAACUGGUGGUUUUUCGGCAGCUUCUUUGGCGCCCUCAUUUCCAACAGCCUCUUGAUCUACGUACAAGACAAUGUUGGUUGGACCCUGGGCUACGGUCUGCCAACACUUGGCCUUGCUGUUUCCAUCUCUUUGUUCCUUAUAGGAACACGGUUUUAUAGGCACAAAUCGAUUGCUGGGAGUCCAAUCACUAAAAUGUCGCAGGUUAUUGUUGCUGCUGUAAGGAAAUGGAGAAUACCUGUUCCUGAUGAUCCAAAACAGCUUUAUGAGUUCGCACCCGAAUCUCACUAUUACAGACUUGAUCAUACAGCCACUUCAUUAAGGUCUCUUAGCUGCAAUACUUGCAGAUUCCUUGAUAAAGCUGCUGUUAUGACGGGAUCAAGCUCUCCGUGGAUGCUCUGUCCAGUGACUCAAGUUGAAGAAACGAAGCAAAUGAUCAAGAUGCUCCCGGUUAUGGCAAUCACUAUAAUACCCAAUACCAUAAUAGCCCAAAUGAACACAUUAUUCAUCAAGCAAGGCACCACUCUCAACAGAAGUGUGGGGCCUGAUUUUGAGAUCCCUCCAGCAUGUCUAUCAGCAUUUGUCACCAUUUUCAUGCUGGUAAGCCUCAUCACUUACGAUCGCUGGUUCGUGCCAUGGCUUGAACAGUACACAAAGAACCCCCGGGGGAUCACUUUGCUAAAAAGAAUGGCGAUUGGCUUUGUGUUGCACCUCGUCAUCAUGGUCACAGCCUGUCUGGUUGAACGAAAAAGGCUUAGUGUUGCCAGAGAACACCACAAACUGGGUCAACACGACCAAGUGCCUCUCAGCAUCUUUAUCCUGUUGCCCCAGUUUGCUCUGGUGGGGAUUGCGGAUUGUUUCCUUGAACCUGCAAAGCUCGAGUUCUUCUAUGACCAAGCACCUGAAGGAAUGAAGAGCCUGGGCGCCACUUACUUCUCGACCGGCCUUGGGCUUGGGCAGUUCUUUAGCAGUUUCCUUCUGGCAACAGUUUCUGAUAUCACCAAGAAGGCUGGCCACAGUGGGUGGAUUCUGGAUAACCUGAAUAUCUCUCAUCUCGAUUACUACUACGCAUUCUUGGGUCUUCUGGGGCUCCUCAACUUCCUUGAACCUGUUGGCGCAGUAGUGCUUCUGAAACUGCCUGCUCUUCACUGCAAAAACCAAUUGUUUAACUUUGGCUUUGCUGUUGUAGGCUAUGAAGUGUUUGAAAGAAUGGCAUUUUAUGGGAUUGCAGCAAACCUGGUAAUAUACUUGAGACACAAGUUACAUGAAGGCACAGUAGAAUCUUCAAACCAUGUUACCAACUGGGUUGGCACGGUAUGGAUGUUGCCCAUAUUAGGUGCUUAUGUUGCAGAUGCGCGCCUCGGUAGGUACUGGACUUUUAUCAUUGCUUCAGGAAUCUAUCUCAUGGGAAUGACCCUUUUGACAAUGGCAGUUUCAGUCCCUGGCCUGAAGCCUCCAUCCUGCGGUGGAAAUGUGAAAGAAGAUGAAUGUCCAUUGAGGGCGUCGGCUGUUCAGAAGGGGGUUUAUUACACAGCUCUGUAUAUAAUUGCAGUUGGAACAGGCGGGACCAAGCCCAACAUUUCCACCAUAGGAGCAGACCAGUUUGAUGAAUUCGAACCCAAGGAGAAGAAGAGCAAGCUGUCUUUCUUCAACUGGUGGAUGUUCAGCAUCUUCUUUGGCACCUUGUUCUCAAACACCUUCCUGGUCUACAUCCAAGACAAUGUGAAUUGGAGCAUCGGAUAUGCCAUCCCGACGGUGGGCCUUGCCAUCUCGAUCGCUGUGUUUCUGACCGGGACCCCAUUCUACAGGCACAGGUUGCCUGCAGGCAGCCCUUUCACCAAGAUGGCACAGGUGUUUGUGGCUGCACUCAGGAAGCGGAAUACCACUGUGCCAAAUGACUCAACCGAGUUGCACGAACUCAGGUUGGAUGAGUACUCAAGAGCAGGAAAUUUCCCAGUCCACCAUACCACUCCUCUGAGCUUCCUUGACAAAGCAGCAGUGAAAGACAAGUCAAGUUCACCAUGGAUGGUGUGUCCUGUAACUCAAGUGGAAGAAACCAAGCAGAUGAUCCAGCUGCUCCCAAUCUUCACAGCAACAAUCGUUCCCAGCAUCGUCAUCGCGCAGAUACACACCUUGUUCAUCCAGCAAGGCACCACAUUGGACAGAAAAGUCGGCCCGAAUUUCAGCAUCCCACCAGCCUGCCUCACAGUGUUCGUCACCCUAUCGAUGCUCAUCUCCCUGGCCGCCUACGACCGGAUCCUCGUGCCAGCAGCCAGGCGAUACACCGGGAACCCGAGAGGGAUCAGCAUCCUGCAGAGGAUGGGGAUCGGCCUCUUCCUGCAGACAAUCACCGUGGCAGUGGCUUCCCUGGCAGAGACGAGGAGGCUCAACGUCAUAGCACAACACAACAUCACGGGGAAACAGGACACGGUGCCUCUCACGAUCUUCGUCCUCCUGCCCCAAUUCGUGCUCAUGGGGAUCGCGGAUGCGUUCGUGGAAGUGGCCCGGAUCGAGUUCUUCUACGACCAGGCGCCCCAAGGGAUGAAGAGCCUUGGGACAUCCUACUUCACCACGGGCUUGGGGAUUGGAUACUUCAUGAGCAGCGUUUUCCUGAGAACUGUGGCUGGUGUCUCCAGCAGGCAUGCCAGGAGAGGGUGGAUCCUGGACAAUUUGAACCUCUCCCAUUUGGACUACUACUAUGCACUCUUGGUGAUCUUGAGCGUUGUCAACCUGCUCUACUUUCUUCUUGUUUCCAAGUUGUACGUGUACAACGCGGCCAUAAGAAGCAACAAGAAGGAGGAGGAGGUUGAUGAUGAUGAUGAUGCCAGUGAGGAGGAGUCACUGCAGUGCAAGUGAGGAGGUGUCCUUUCAAUUGUUGUAUCUUUGAAGGAUCAAACACCAACAUCAAACAUGUAUUGUUUUUAUGUAAGCAGGAAUGGAGAAGGAAAUGGAGGGAGAGAAGUUUCCUGUUUUAUUCUUUUGUGUGUGUA